Messenger RNA from Labeo rohita (rohu), 995 nucleotides. RefSeq lists its product as uncharacterized. The coding region runs from base 2 to 979 and encodes 325 amino acids. The record is from RefSeq and is a predicted model, not a curated record. The transcript is spliced from 2 exons. Lineage: Eukaryota; Metazoa; Chordata; Actinopteri; Cypriniformes; Cyprinidae.
GAUGGCGAACGCAACAACUUCAAGAGCAAGAGUGGAGUCUUUCGUGUGGACUGACGACGAAGUCGAACUUCUACUCAGAGUCACACUCGACUACAAGUCCACUAAGCUCCAAGAAAACGUGGACUGGGAGUCGUGUCACUCCAAAUAUAGUGAUAUAACGGACGCGUUUCAGGCACAGUAUCCGAGGGAGCUAACCAAUAAGGAUUUCCCUCACGAUGCUACCAUGGUCUCAAAAGCCCAAGUCACCGCAAAGUUGAAAAAUAUACGCAGCAAAUACAGGCAUGCGGUGGACACAGGGCGUCAAAGUGGUCAAGGACGGGUAGUACUCAUAUUUUAUGAGCUUUGCGAGGAGAUCUGGGGUGGUUCGCCUGCUACACGCUCCAUCGAUGCCGGCUUCGAGACGGGUGACCUGGAAGAGUCGUCUACAUCGACAGUGGAGCUGUCUUCCGAUUCUCCAAACUCCACUGAAUCCUUCGACUGUCUUACAUCUGCGGUUGUAAAGCAGCGCCAGGAUUUGCUCCAGGCAAAGUUGAACAGCCAUAGAGGAGACAGGCUGAAGAGGAAGGUUCCCACCGAUCCGGCAGAGGAGGACCUUAAAAUAAAGAGGAGGAUGUUGGAGUUGAUGGAGGACUCUUCUAGACGCAACUCCGACAACAUGCUGCAGAUAAAUACAAACAUUGCUAACAUUACCAGCAGCAUUCAGGAGUGUUUUUCCUUCAUGAGGGAAUUAUUCCAACGUCAAUUUACACAAUUCACCCGCAGCAGCAGUGGUCAAUUCCAAGGGCACCCACCAUCAUUCAUAAACACAACACCACACCCUACUACACCAGCCUUCCUGCACACACCUCGGCCUGAUAAACCAGCAAACCAACCUCAACAGUACCACCCUGAAUGCUACACACCUACACCACAUGUCACCCCACAUCAGCAAACAUCAUUUUCAUACAGACGUGCACUGCUGCAAGAUGACACAGAGUGACUGCCCUGUUGCACUA